Acanthoscelides obtectus is the source of this 2694-nucleotide messenger RNA. NCBI's taxonomy places the organism in Eukaryota, Metazoa, Arthropoda, Insecta, Coleoptera, Chrysomelidae. The record is from the annotation of a GenBank genome assembly.
AUUAGAUGCACAACUCCAGUGUAUGUAUAUGCAACCCAUCAUACUUGAAAAUAAAAAUUUUAUAGUUUUCCCUUGACAAAUGACAUAUUGACAUUUCGCUUGUUUUUCAAGGCAGAACUUGGAUUUCUGCUUUUAUUUUUAAUUUUCUCCUACCAAAUAAAUUAAAAAAGGGUAUUAUUAGAAUAGAAGUUGGAUCCCGUAUCGAACUAAGGACUACGCUUGCCACAAAAUGCGAGACACCUGAACAUUCAAACUGUAACAUGUUCCUAUGGACCAAACUAACGACAUAUUCUCACUGAAUUCAAAAUGCCCUGUCGAUUUAGAUGAGGUGCUGAGUUACGGCAAUGAAAAGAAAAAAGUUGCCAGACGUCGGUGGGCUAUUUUGGCCAAGGCUCUUAAGAGCCCGACAGUAAGCCAGCCGUCCAGUCCCACCGACGAGAUCUCUGUACGUCGCAUCUCAUCCUUCAUGCUGCUCAAAACGCAACAAUUGCCGCACAUACCGUUCGCAUCGAAUCGCGAAAGUGUCGUCGAUAUUCCCGAUGCUCUCAAGAAGAGGACCUGGUAUCAGUAUUCCACGUACAUCGAUGGUCGCGAGUAUUUCGUCAACGUGGGACAUCGGAAUAGGACGUUCUCAGCGGAAGACCUGAUGGGUUUCAACAACACCGGCAACGUAUGCAUCUGGCCCUCCGAAGAAACGCUCAGCUAUUACGUGUGUUCGAACCUGGAGCAGUUCCGCGACAGAACCGUCAUCGAACUCGGCGGCGGCAUGUCAUGUCUAGCGGGGCUGUUCGCUGCAAAAUACGGCGAUCCUAGGGAGGUCGCCGUCACCGACGGCAACAAAAUGUCGGUGGAGAACGUCCAGGCGACUUUGAAGUGCAACGAGUUCGAGGUGCCUGUACGCUCUGAGGUGCUCAAGUGGUCCCAGGCGGAUCCUGAAGCGUCGUACGACGUCGUGCUCUGCGCGGACUGUUUGUUCUUCGACGACGCCAGAGCGGACCUAAUUGAGUGCCUGCGUGCGUACCUGACCUGUGACGGAGUCGCUUUGGUGAUGGCGCCGCAGAGAGGGCGCACCUUGGAAGAUUUUAUGGCUCAGUCCGAGAUGAGAGGACUCAGGUGCGAGAAAAUCAGCAGGUACAAUGAGGUCGUGUGGGAGAGACGGUUGCAACUAUUGGAGCACGAGGAAUACGACGACAACAUCCAUUAUCCAAUACUCAUUCGAGUGACCAAAGUAUAAGUGGCCUUUGGAGGGAAGUAGGAUUUUUUAGCGUUUUAGAGGCGAGCGGUCUUUGACAAAAAUCGGAACAGCUGGUCUUUUGUGUGUAAUUGUACUUUUAGAGCACUGCCAAAGAACUAUUAUCCUUCAUUUCAAGAUAGCAGUGAAAUUUUCGACUUUUUAGUCUUCAGUCGGUAGACGGAGUUGUAUGUUUUGAAUCCUUAUUUAUAGAAGUAAUUAUUUAUGUCGCCGUUUAAAUUACAACUAGGAACGCCCUCUACCGAAUCCAGUCGGUGCGCGUACGCUCCGAAGUACAGUCAUGGCGGAGGAAAAUGAGUCCUAUUACUUUCCGGACAACCCCCGUACGGCCCUCCUUUACCAUUGAAUCUUUUAUUUUAGUAUACACCAAGAGCAAAAAUACGCUUACUUGUACAGACAGUGUCAGAAUUUAUUCAGAUCAUUGUUGAUUCUAUAUACAGUAACGGACAAAAGUAUAUAGACAAAAACUUGUUUUAUUAAUACACCAACCUGUAUACAUAAUUCGUUAUAGCAUAAUACUCACUUAUACAUAAAUAAAUUCAUUAGACUCCCUUCAGUAAAAAAUUAAUUGGAAAAAACUGGAACUAUGAAGGACAAAAAUAUAUAGACAAAGCAAAACAAUUAUAGAAAAAAGAAGCAAAGUUCAUUGAAUUAUAGAAAACCAACCAUGUUUGUGUUAAUAUUUUGUAGCAUAAACAUUAUUAUCAAUCACCGCCUGGCAUCGUCUCGGCAUAGAUUGUAGAAGUUUCUUGCUAUAAGAUUCAUCAAUCUGUCUCCACUUUUGCUCUAAAGCGGCAAAAAGUUCAUCCUUGUUUGAAUCAUUUUUAUCUCGCAUUUACUUAUCUAAGUAUUCCCAUUGAUUUUCAAUGGGGUUUAUAUCGGGAGACUGUGAAGGCAAUUUGAGAUCUGGUAUUUUUUCAUCCAGAAAGAAUUUCUUUGCGAGAUUUGUGUGCUUCGGGUCAUUAUUUUGCUGGAAGAUUGAUCUUAAGGGCAUAUUGAAAUGAAAUGUUUAUUAUUCUUAGCCCUAAAGCUACUUCCUAUAGUUUAUAAUAGUGUCUUACUCCAGUAAUAACGCGAUAAGCCACAAAAGCAUAAUAAGGAGUUAUUUGACUUUUAAGUUUUGGAAAAAUGUGAAAAAUCAACGUUUAUCAUAAUUAAACUUGAAUAAUUUUUUUUGAGGCUUUUAAAUCCGUAUCUGUUGAAUUUGUUGAGGAAGAGUGAAAAAAAGACAACUGAUAUCCCAAAAAAAUUUUUUUUACAAAAACAAUGUGGCUUGUCAUAUUAUUGCCUAUAAAAAAAAUACAGUAAUAUUUUUAUAAGGAAAUGAGGAUUAAACUCUACCGCACUUUUCUGCUAUACGAUUUCAACAUCUUCAUCACUUUCUCUGGAGGUUAGUCCAUUGAAGAAGGGUAGAUGUAUUGGGGGUAUAUAUGGAAAAAGAG